Lodderomyces jiufengensis is the source of this 2205-nucleotide messenger RNA. RefSeq lists its product as uncharacterized. Bases 1 to 2205 code for a protein of 734 amino acids. The record is from RefSeq and is a predicted model, not a curated record. Gene Ontology annotation, molecular function: protein binding. The transcript has a single exon. Lineage: Eukaryota; Fungi; Ascomycota; Pichiomycetes; Serinales; Debaryomycetaceae. Gene Ontology annotation, biological process: carbon catabolite repression of transcription. Gene Ontology annotation, cellular component: cell division site; cell tip; nucleus.
AUGUCACAGCAACUAAAUACACCAGCUUCUAAUGUUUCAAUAUAUCUAAAUUCAGUUUGUCCUGGCUAUUCAGAAUUAAAUGAUAACACAUACUAUAAAUUACAAAAUAUACCCCAAUAUAUAAAAGAAAUAUCAUGGCCAAUAUCGAAUGGUAAAACUAUUAAGAAAUUACAUUUGGAUCAUAACUACUUAAACAUCGCAAGACCUCCAAUGGGACCAUUCGAAUCAACAACUUAUGUUUCAUUACCACGUCAUGUAGUUCAUAAUUUUAAUGAUAUAAUAAAACUGAUUGAAAAAGCUCAAGAAGGUAAUAUGCAUAUUGGAGCUAAUGUAAAUCCAUUAACUCAAGAUCCUUUUAGAAAUCCAAAUUUAAACCCGGGAUCUAUUACUACCAUCAUUGAUAUAAAUCAAAGAAAAUUUCAAUCAAAAAAUCCAUUUAAUAAAUUAUCAAAUAAUUUGAAUAAGUUAUUCUUGAAAAAUGAUGAGAAUUACUUGAACCUACAAGAUGAAUCUAAAAUAUUGGAUUACAAUGCAGAAGGUUUAAAUGCAAGUGACAAGUUAUUAAUAUCUUCAAAUGUAAAUGUGCUAAAUAUUUUUGGAUUAUCUGAAACUUCAAAAUUUGAACAAACUAUAGAAAAGAAAACUGAAAAUUUCACCAAAAUAAUAGAAAAACCAUUGCUAAGAAUCAAAUUUGAUGAAUCUUCAAUCAUAACAUCUUUAAUUGCAUUUACACUACAUGAAGAACCAAUAAUUGUUUUAGGUUUUCAUUCCGGUAUUAUUACAAUAAUUAAACCAAAAACUUUAAAAUUGAGAAAUUUCACAUUUAAUUCUAAUAUACUAGAAGAAUCAUUAGAAAUAAUUGGAGUUUCUUCAUUGCAUGUUAUAAAUCAUAAUAUUUACGAUUACUUAAUAGUGGUAGGUUUUUCAAAUGGUGAAGUUGCAAUAAUAAAUCCAGAAGGUAAAGAUUUAAACUAUGAGAAAAGUAUAAGUGGUAAAGAUGAAUAUGUUACUUUUUUCAAAAAAUUUGAUCUAAGUCCAUUUGCUACAGUAUGUGAUGAUCAAGUAAUUGGUCAUUUUAAAAUAAGUCAUAAACCAAUAACUUCAAUUGCGUCAACUAUGUUUAUUGAAAAAUCUAAUCAGAAUUCGGAUUUACAACCAUUAAUAAUAGCUUUUGCAUCAGCUGAUGGAUUUGUGAAAUUUAUUGAUUUAAUGUUUACUUUAAAUCUCAAUGAUUACAAUAACAAUAAUAGUAUUGUAACUGAUAUCGUAUCAAAUUAUUUCAAUAGUGGUAUAAAUGAUUUAAAAUUUAGUCCAGAUUAUAAAUUUUUCAGUAUUGUGGGGAAGGGAGAUUUAAUUGAAGUAUUUAAAAUGACUUAUUACAAUGCAAAUGGAUUAUUAAAGAGACAACAAGGUAGAUCAAGAAGUGGUACAAUAAACAGUAUAAAUUCUUUUGAGAACCAAGAAAUCAAAUAUCCACCAAUUAUAAAAUCUAUACAAAUUGUAUGUAGAUUUAAAGGUCAUACAAAUAUGGUAAAAUCAAUACAAUUCCUCAAAGAUAAUGAUGAUUCUUCAUCAAUGUAUAGAUUAAUAAGUUGUGGUAAUGAUGGUAAAAUUUUUGUCUGGGAAUUUGAUUAUAAAUCAAUUCCGAAAGUUAAAAAACCUCCACAAUCAUCUAAUCAUCAUCAACAUCAUCAUCAACAUCAUCUGAAACCAAGAGAAAGUAGAAGAUCAAUACACGAAAAGAAAAACAGUAUACCCAUAAUAACUCAUAGUCCAAGUCCAUUACCACAAACAAGAUCAAUGCAUAGAAGAAAUAAAUCUGAAGAUCCAAUUUUUAAAAAUCCUUCAUUAACUAAUUUGUUAAAUACAAAAAAUAUAAAUUUAACUACUGUUUUACAAGAUGAUGAAAAUAAACAAAGAGCAACACCAAAUGCAAAUCAAAUUGACUUGGUGAUAUCUUUAUACAAACAAUUAUUAGAUAUUAGAAAUAAAAAAGAUCCACAAAAGAAAUAUUCUCAAUAUGGUACAAUUAUAUCACCAAUAAUUAAUGAUAAGUACGUACCUUCAAUUGCAAUACCUUUAGUUACAAUUGAUUUAUCCACUUUAAUACCAGAUGGUAAAAUUGAUAAUUUUGCGUUAGAUAAAUACUCAUUUUGGUGUUUUUGUAAAAAUGGUGAUAUAUUUAAAUAUAAUAUAUUUACAUAA